CUGUAGCGCAAUGAGUCGCGCCGCGCUCCUGGCGGGGCUGCUCGCCCUAGCGACGCUAGCACAAGGACACGAUGAGUACCACCGGCAGGGCGCGCCGCGAGCGCGGGCCGAGGCGGGCGAACGGCUGGCCGACCCCGCGGAGCUGCGGCCAGAGCACUGGGCGCAGGACGCGGCCGCCGCCACGCUGCGGCGCCUGGCGGCGGGCGCGGCGCGCGGCGCCGGCGUGGCGCGGAACGUCGUGCUGUUCCUCGGCGACGGCAUGUCCGGCGCCACGAUGGCCGCCGCCAGGGCGCACCUCGGCCAGCGCUCCAACCGCACUGGCGAGGAGACCGACCUCUACUUCGAGACCUUCCCCACCGUCGGACUCGCUAAGACAUACUGCGUGGACGCGCAGAUCGCGGACUCUGCGUGCACGGGCACGGCGUACCUGUGCGGCGUGAAGGCCAACCGCGGCACGCUGGGCGUGUCGGCCGCCGUGGCGCGUGGCCACUGCCGCGCCGCCGUCGGCAGCGACCACCACGUGGACUCCAUCGCCGCCUGGGCGCUGCAGGACGGCCGCGAUGCCGGUAUCGUGACGACGACGCGCGUGACGCACGCGUCGCCCGCGGCCGCGUACGCGCACUCGGCCGAGCGCGACUGGGAGAGCGACACCGACGUCGCCGACGCCUGCGCGGACACGCCCGCUGAACACAGGCAGGACGACAUCGCCAAACAGCUCGUUCACUCCUUCCCUGGGAAUCAAUUUAGAGUGAUACUGGGCGGCGGUCGACGGGAAUUUUUGCCAAACACGACCUUGGACGAGGACGGGACCCCGGGGCGGCGCUCGGACGGGCGCGACCUGAUCGCGGAGUGGCGCACGGCGCAGGCGGCCCGCGGGCGCCGCGCGCAGUACGUGAGUGACCUGGCGCAGCUGCGGGCCGCCGCCGACGCCGCGGCGCCGCCCGACGCGCUGCUGGGGCUGUUCGCCGCGUCGCACCUGCCCUACCACCUGCAGGCCGCGCCCGGCGACCCGUCGCUGGCCGACCUGACGGAGGCCGCCAUCCGCGUGCUGGCGCGCAACCCGCGCGGCUUCUUCCUGUUCGUGGAGGGCGGCCGCAUCGACCACGCGCACCACGACAACCUGCCGCGGCUGGCGCUCGACGAGACCGUGGAGCUGGCGGCCGCCGUGGAGCGCGCCGCCGCGCUGCUCGACGAGCGCGACUCGCUGCUGCUCGUGACGUCCGACCACGCGCACGUCAUGACCUACAACGGCUACGCGCGGCGCGGCGGCGACGUGCUCGGCCCGUCCGACGAGGUGGACGCGCGCGGCGUACCUUACAUGACGCUCUCGUACGCCAACGGGCCCGGCUUCCGCCCCCACGUCGCCGAGGGGCUGCGCGACGACCUCACCCGAUACGACUACACCGCAGCGGAGUUCCCGUUCGAGGCGGGCGCGCCGCGCUCGUCGGAGACGCACGGCGGCGACGACGUGGCCGUGUUCGCCCGCGGGCCGGCGCAUGCGCUGCUGGCGGGCCUGCAGCAGCAGAGCCACGUGCCGCGCCGCGCCGCCGCCGCCGCCUGCCUCGGCCCGCCGCCGCACGCGCCCGCCUGCCGCCGCUGGCGGCGCGGCGCCGCCUCCUCCGCCGAUCCAUAG
This is a messenger RNA of Pectinophora gossypiella (pink bollworm), 1633 nucleotides long. RefSeq names its product membrane-bound alkaline phosphatase-like. Lineage: Eukaryota; Metazoa; Arthropoda; Insecta; Lepidoptera; Gelechiidae. Gene Ontology annotation, molecular function: alkaline phosphatase activity. Gene Ontology annotation, biological process: dephosphorylation. The transcript is spliced from 6 exons. The record is from RefSeq and is a predicted model, not a curated record. Bases 11 to 1633 code for a protein of 540 amino acids.